AUGGGUGUGGGAAAUGUUCUGAACGAUGUGAAGCCGUACCUGGCCAUGAUCCUGCUGCAGGUAGGGUUCGCCGGGAUGUACAUCGUCGCCGUGGCCUCGCUCAAGCGCGGGAUGAGCCACUUCGUCCUCGUCGUAUACCGUAAUCUCUUCGCCACCGCCGUCAUGGCGCCCUUCGCGCUCUGGUUCGAGAGGAAGUCGAGGCCAAGGAUGACCAUCAAAAUCUUCCUCAAGAUAAUGGGGCUCACCUUACUCGAGCCCGUGCUGGAUCAGAACCUCUACUUCAUGGGGGCGAAGCUGACCUCGGCCGGCUUCGCGUCGGCGCUCAUCAACAUUCUCCCGGCCGUCACAUUCGUCAUGGCCCUCGUCCUACGGAUGGAGAAGGUGCGGCUGCGGAGCGUGCACAGCCAGGCCAAGAUCGUGGGCACGGUCCUCACCGUGGCCGGCGCGGUGCUCAUGAUCCUGUACCACGGCCCCGUGGUGCAGUUCCCGUGGUCCAAGGGGCAGCACCACCACGACAGCAGCGCCGGAGGAGGCAGCCAGGGCGGCGCCGGCUUCCUCACCGGGAUCAUCACCAUCAUCGUCGCCUGCGUCUGCUGGUCGGCCUUCUUCGUUCUCCAGGCCAACACGCUCAAGAGCUACCCCGCGGAGCUGUCGCUGACGACGCUCAUCUGCCUCAUGGGCUCGCUGAUGAGCGGCUCCGUCGCGCUCGUCGCCGAGCGCCGCAACACCCAGGCCUGGGUCAUCGGCUUCGACACCCGCCUCUUCACCGCCGCCUACGCCGGCAUAGUGUGCUCCGGCGUGGCGUACUACGUGCAGGGUAUCGUGUCGAGGCAACGAGGCCCGGUGUUCGUCACGGCCUUCAAUCCUCUCUGCAUGAUCAUAACCGCCAUCAUGGGCUCCAUCAUACUCAAAGAAGAGAUCACUCGCGGAAGCGUGAUUGGCGCUGCGAUCAUCGUGCUAGGCCUGUACGCGCUCAUCUGGGGCAAGAGCAAGGACGAGGUGAACCAGGUCGCCGACGUCUCAGCAUCAGGCGGCUCCAAGGGCGGUGCAGCGGCUGGUGGCGAGCUGCCCAUCACCUUGGCGCAGUCCAACGGCAACGGCAAGCACGAGCUCGGCAGCGGCCGCGGCGUCGUCUUCGACGUCGAGACGCCGGUGGCCAACGGUCAUUACGAGCUAGCUAGCUAG
Messenger RNA from Miscanthus lutarioriparius, 1185 nucleotides. NCBI's taxonomy places the organism in Eukaryota, Viridiplantae, Streptophyta, Magnoliopsida, Poales, Poaceae. The record is from the annotation of a GenBank genome assembly.